AAGCGCUUUGGGGUCCUUAGGGACUGAGUAAAGCGCUAUACAAAUACAGGCCAUUUAGUGUUCCACUCAGAAAAUCCGCGUGCCUUCAAGAAACUGGUUUCUAUGAAGCUGAACAAACUGCUCGUGUGCGUGCAUGUUUUAUACAUGUGCUAAAUGUAUUUGUGCAGAACAUUGUGUGCUUUGGAGAAACAGCAGAGGAUCAACAAAGGUUCAGUUUUAAAUCCAAACAACAUGGAGAAAAACGUUGUGUACUGCCUGCUGUGCAACGAGCCCCAGCUCUCCAUUUCGACUCACCUGAGCAGAGUGUGCCUGAAAGACGGCACAGCACAGGAGAGGGAGCAAGAAGCUUCCAGAGCUACUGCCUCCCAGGAGCUGUUUUCCAAGGAAGGCCGACUAUGGAGCAUCUCGGAGCUGCAGGAGUUUUGCAAGGAUGCAACAUCUUGCAUCAAACUCUGCAGUCGCCUUCAGAGUCGUGGCUUUAUCUUCACAGACGCUCCCCAAACCUGGCCAACAGUGCUGCCAACACAGAGGUCUGAUAAGAAGGAAGUCCUCAUCGUGGCCAAAAAGGACAUCGAGUAUUUCCACCAAAAGCUUGCAGGCGGUGAUUGCAUCCCCAACGUUGCCAUGACAACGUUCAGGCAGUACUGCGAGGCCAUCCUGAUGUUACAGCACGGACUGACAUCAAGUGCUGUUCAGGAUUUUUCUGUGCAGGACUGGAUGGAGCGAAGGGAAAGCUUGAGGAUGACCAUCCAGGAAGAAGAACUGUUGGAGUGCUACUUUAAGAACAUCCGCCCAGUGUCCUUACGAAACCAAAGAGCUGGCAGUGAUGAUGGGGACAGGUUCUUCCUGGGAGAAGGUGGGGUCCCUCUGACCAACCCAGCAUUAGAUGUAGGGCGCCUGAGGGCCAGAUACCUGCGCAGCGACACUGAGGAUCCUGCAGCUGGGUCAGCGUCACACUCAGCAGGAGUAGAAACCCCGGGACAGGCCAGGUCCACUUCCACAAAGCGCCUACCUCUCAGAGAAUGGGAUGCCUUCCAGCGGACCUUCCCAGUAACACUAAAUGGAGAGCCACCUUCAAAACGCCGGUGUGUACAGGCUGGUUUUCCACACUACCGAGCCCACUACCACAAGUGGAGGGAGCUUCAGCUUAAGCAGAGAGUUCAGCACAUCCUCGGGUGUGUCACAAGAGGCAACGCCCCUCAGCGUGCAAGAGUACAGAUGGCAUUAGAUAAGGAGACCUGGUUCACCAACAAGCCCACUGUUGAUGCCGUCCUACAGGCCUGGGUUGCUCCACAGCCCAGGAUCCAGGACAGCCAGCCCCUCAUGUCCUCAAUUUCAGAGCAGAAAUGGAAGGGCCUGGCUUUGAAGGACUUUGGGGAGGAAAAGGGCAAAGGUGUGAUCGCCCUGAUGCCCUUCAACAAAGGAGACGUCGUCUGCGACUACCACGGGACGUGCAUCACCAAAGCUGCAGGGAAUCGGAGGCGGCAGUCGGGGUCUCUCUUCUUCUACAGGGACGAGUGCCACAGGGCUGAUGCCACUGCGUCCCCCUGUGCCUGCCACCUGCACAAGGACUCCUAUGGAAGGCACAUCAACCAUUGCCAAAGGAAUCCAAACGUGAGGCCACAAAGGUUCACAAUGAACUUCCCUGCUGGUCCUCGUGAGAGUGUGCUGUUCAUCGCCCUGAGGGACAUCGCGGUUGGAGAGGAACUCCUGUGGGACUAUGGAGUCUAGAGAUGGCACCGUGUUUUAUGUCCUAUCAUACAUUUGGAUAUCGGCCCAUACCGACAUGACUCUAAUAUAGUGUAUUUCAUAUAAACAUGGGCCAUAAAAACUAAAAAACACCAUCAAUGGCCAGUCCAGCUGUGGCUCCAUAUAUCUUUCUCAGAGGUGAAAUGCAGGUUAACUCGGUCCAUCCCUGAUGGAGUCACCCAUAAAUCCUUCGACUGGACAUUUGACUUGAGUUGUCUUUGUUUUUUGUUUUGUCUGACCUUUUCUGAUUAAAAACAUGUAAAAAUGUGA
Oreochromis aureus is the source of this 2019-nucleotide messenger RNA. RefSeq lists its product as uncharacterized. The transcript has 9 exons. Lineage: Eukaryota; Metazoa; Chordata; Actinopteri; Cichliformes; Cichlidae. Bases 154 to 1731 code for a protein of 525 amino acids. The record is from RefSeq and is a predicted model, not a curated record. Gene Ontology annotation, molecular function: protein binding.